CUGUCCAAAGCGAACCAACUUUAUACCUUUUGCCUUUACAAUCUCUUGUGUUAUAGCUUUCAAUUUUGCACACGCAAGAAUAAGGUGCUUAAUUUGCAUCUCUUUAAUUAGUAAGUUGAACCACAAAGAAGAACUAAUCAUUAAGCAAAAAUGGUGAAAGACAGGACAAUUGGUGUGGCAAUGGAUUUCUCAAAGAGCAGCAAAACAGCUCUUGAAUGGGCAAUUGAUAAUUUAGCUGAUAAAGAUGACACCUUUUACAUCAUCCACAUCAAGUCUCAUUCUUCUGAUGAAUCACGUAAUAAGCUCUGGGCUGAGUCUGGUUCUCCUUUGAUUCCGUUGGCUGAGUUUAGAGAGCCAGAAGUGUUGGAGAAAUAUGAUGUGAACAUUGAUAUUGAGCUUCUUGAUAUGCUUGAUACUGCUUGUAGACAGAAAGAGAUAAAAAUUGUCACCAAACUAUACUGGGGAGAUGCAAGGGAGAAACUGUGUGAAGCUGUUGAACAUCUGAAGUUGAAUUCUUUGGUUAUGGGGAGCAGAGGCCUUACUACCCGCCAAAGGAUAUUCAUGGGAAGUGUGACCAACUACGUAACGUCUCAUGCAACCUGCCCUGUGACUGUGGUCAAGGAUCCCGAUUUCCACAAGCACUGAUCAAGAAUUAUGGGUUGAAUGCGACUAACAAAUUCGAGUUACGAUGCCCAUUGAAUAAAUAUGAAAGCUGUAAAAUGGUUUUUAAUUAUUUUCUCCUGUAAUAACAAUUCCCUACUUAAUUUCAAUGCUAAAUGAAACAGAUAGUUUUUCUG
This is a messenger RNA of Lycium ferocissimum, 797 nucleotides long. Its product is annotated as universal stress protein PHOS32-like. The transcript has 4 exons. Lineage: Eukaryota; Viridiplantae; Streptophyta; Magnoliopsida; Solanales; Solanaceae. The record is from RefSeq and is a predicted model, not a curated record. Bases 151 to 645 code for a protein of 164 amino acids.